CGGGCCUCGGGCCGGCCUCUAGGGGGCGCUGGCGCAAGGCCGCGCGGCACAGAAACGCGUUUGAACUUGGCCACCGCCGCUGCCCGUAGCCGGCGUCUCCAACAUGGCGGCUGCCCAAGAUGUCCACGUCCGGAUCUGUAACCAAGAGAUUGUCAAAUUCGACCUGGAGGUGAAGGCGCUUAUCCAGGAUAUUCGAGAUUGCUCAGGACCAUUAAGUGCACUUACUGAACUGAACGCUAAAGUGAAAGAGAAGUUCCAACAGUUGCGGCACAGAAUACAGGAGCUGGAGCAGUUGGCUAAAGAGCAAGACAAAGAGUCGGACAAGCAAGUUCUGCUCCAGGAGGUGGAGAACCACAAGAAGCAGAUGCUCAGCAAUCAGACGUCGUGGAGGAAAGCGAAUCUCACCUGCAAAAUCGCCAUCGACAACCUAGAGAAGGCAGAGCUGCUCCAGGGAGGAGACCUCUUGAGGCAAAGGAAAACCGCCAAAGAGAACCUGGCGCAGACGUCCAGCACCAUCACCGAGAACCUCAUGGGCAUCAGCCGGGUGAUGUCCCAGCAGGUGCAGCAGAGCGAGGAAGCCAUGCAGACGCUGGGUAACGCCGGGCUGGAGGGGAAGCUGCUCCCGGGACCCGGCACCUGCCCCAGGCCCCUCCGCCCCGCCCUGUCCACGCUGCCUGCCCUGCCCACGGCUCCCAGUUGCUUCUGUAUUGAUCUGCGGUCUCCAGCAGGGAUGGCACCGCAAAUUAGAUGGUGUCAUCCGCCUCUUUCUUCCAUGAAUGGCAGCAUCUCACACGCCUCUUUCACGCUCGCUGUCCACGUAACAGCAGGUUGCCUUCUGUGGCUGUUCGGUGAUGCCUUGCUUUACUUUGUGGGGGAAUCGUGCCAGGUAACCUUCUUCCCAAGUGGCAGGCCCACGUACCCACGCUCAGCGGUAAAGUCGACUCCCGGGCACAGCGACCCUGAGGGGACAAGUGCCUCCUGGUAGGUGUCACUUGGUGUCCAAGCCCAGGCGCCCCGUCUUUAAAGCUAUAGCCGUGUGCUGGGACCGAAGGACUUGCUUGUGUGAGGGCUGGUGGCAGGGCCAAGCCCUGCCUUUCCUGAUCCCACAGAGAGCGACCUGGCCGUCAGGUGUCCUGGCAGGGCGCCCCCACAGGUUAAAGGGCCUGGUGCCCUCCAGCUUCUGUCCCCAUAUGGACCUCAUGGGGCCAAUCCGCGGUCACGGGAUUGGUUUUGUGACGGGUGGUCUCAGCAGCGCCCGGCGGCAGGCGGCGGCCGAGGUCGCGGUGAGGAAGAGCCUCUCUGCCCUUCUCCCUGGGGGUCCACCUGGGGCUCCCCGCUGUGGCCUGUGAUCGAGCCGGGUGAGACCCAGGGGAGUUUGUCCUGGUCUCCACUCUGGCUGUCUCUAUUCAGUCUCUGCUCUGGGAACUUGCUUCAGAGAGCAGUGUGCUGGGAGCCCGGCCAGCAGGCCAGCUUCGGACUGUCCGCUCUGCAGCCUCUGAGUCAGGCUCCCUCCCUCUUAUGUUUCAGUCACUUCUUCCCGGACUAUCCUUGACGCCAACGAAGAAUUCAAGUCCAUGUCGGGGACCAUCCAGCUGGGACGGAAGCUCAUCACAAAAUAUA
Myotis davidii is the source of this 1620-nucleotide messenger RNA. It is a transcript of the gene BNIP1, whose product is annotated as BCL2/adenovirus E1B 19kDa interacting protein 1. Lineage: Eukaryota; Metazoa; Chordata; Mammalia; Chiroptera; Vespertilionidae. Bases 104 to 985 code for a protein of 293 amino acids. The record is from RefSeq and is a predicted model, not a curated record. The transcript has 5 exons. Gene Ontology annotation, molecular function: SNAP receptor activity. Gene Ontology annotation, cellular component: SNARE complex; endoplasmic reticulum. Gene Ontology annotation, biological process: retrograde vesicle-mediated transport, Golgi to endoplasmic reticulum.